Molecule: messenger RNA, 1004 nt
Organism: Prunus mume (Japanese apricot)
Lineage: Eukaryota; Viridiplantae; Streptophyta; Magnoliopsida; Rosales; Rosaceae
Source: RefSeq, a predicted model, not a curated record
AGGUAAGACUUUGGGGUUUUAGUCGCUGCAGUAAAAAGAGAUGACGUGGAAGAACAAACAAAAAUCAACAAAUGCUUUCUCUCUCUCUUACACAUUCAUAAGCACCGCCGCUUCUCCGCUUCGUGUUUUAAAGUUUUGUUACCGGAAGAAGUUGUGGAUCGGGUCGGAUCGGAGCAGAUCGAACAAAAUCAAAUGGAAUCGUUUCGGAGAGAGAUGACGUCGAAUUACAUUCAAAUGGAGUUGAUGGAGAUGCAAUCCAAUCCCUCCCGAGAUUUCAAGUGCCUCGCGCUCGAGUCGAACCCACGGGACUGGCAAUUUGCAAUCAGAGGCCCUAAUGGAACUGAAUUCGCGGGUGGGAUUUAUCAUGGCCAGAUCAAGAUUCCGGAGGAAUACCCAGAGAAGCCUCCUGUAUUGUCGUUGUUGACGGAAAAUGGUCGCUUCAAAACCCAAACCAGGAUCGAUUAUAAUUUCGGCGAUUUUUGGGGGCCACACAAUAGAGUGCGAGAUGCUUUACUUGCACUUAUUGAGUUAUUGCCCGCCUACCCAGAUGGUAAGUUGGGUUCAGUAGAAUACGACAAGAAAGAAAGGCGUGCCCUGGCCAUCAAAUCUCGUGAAGCAGCCCCAAGAUAUGGCACUGCUGAACGUCAGAAGUUAAUUGAUCAGAUUCAUGAAUAUAUGCUAACCAAGACACCCCCAGUUCCUUCAAACGGGGGAGGGGACCAAAAUGAUCGAGACAGAAGAAAGCAGGGCAUAGUUACCAAAAAAAGAAAAAGAAAGCCGGACAUCAAUUUAUUUUAUAAGAAUACAAUUCAUGCUGACAACUGCGAGCGGGUAGGAUUUUUCGAUUUUGAGAAGAGGCUCAGAAGCCUUUGGCCAUGGUCAUAGAACGAAUCGGUGAAAUUAUCCUUUUUUUAGGGGCAGCAAUAUUUUAGCACAUUUUCAUCCAUUUAUCAUCAAUAUAUCAAAAAUUUCCACGAUAAUUUAGGUCCCAAUAUUUUCGUUCA